Messenger RNA from Hippoglossus stenolepis (Pacific halibut), 841 nucleotides. Its product is annotated as serine protease VLSP-3-like. The record is from RefSeq and is a predicted model, not a curated record. The transcript is spliced from 4 exons. Lineage: Eukaryota; Metazoa; Chordata; Actinopteri; Pleuronectiformes; Pleuronectidae. Gene Ontology annotation, biological process: proteolysis. Gene Ontology annotation, molecular function: serine-type endopeptidase activity. Bases 95 to 508 code for a protein of 137 amino acids.
CUUCGCAUAUAUAGGCGUGCAUGCUGGUACUCUUCAAGUAGUACGAAUCACAGAUCGACCUGUGAUCUUCAACAACAACCAGCAACACGACCUCAUGUUACUGAAGCUGCCUCAUACAGUUGUAGGUAUCACACCUGUACGAGCUCCCGACUGUCAACAUCCUCCCAGGAGAGGCGCUGUGGUUCAGGUUGCAGGUCACGCUUCCACAACAGUUGGCCCAUAUAAUACAAGACAACCUGGUUCUUCAGCAACUCUGCAAUGUGCUGAUAUGGACGUCAUCGACUGUCCAUAUCAGCAGUGGAUCUGUGCCUUUAGACAUGGGGUGGAUAUAUGUCGCGGUGACUCUGGUGGAGGAGUGGUGUACCAGGGCAGGAUUCAUGGUGUCAUUGUACUGGGUCAUCCUACACAUGCCUGUGCUGCACCAGCUAGAUUUAUGAACCUCUGUCAUCUGCCAUACUUGAAGUGGAUCACAGAUACUAUCAAGCCACCAGGAGCAGCUUCUGGCUAAUGGUGAAAUGUUCAGUUAUUGAACAGACAUUUAAACAUCUAAAUUUACAGUUGAUGUCAUUGUUCAUUAAAUCUUUAACUAUCAUUUGUUAAUUCGUGAAAUAUUUGUUAUACAAUUGUAUAGGAAUUUGUAAAAUAAACAAUUGUGCCUUUUCCCAUAUGUAAAUUCUAUAGAUGGCUUCUGUUAUCAUACAGUCUUUGUAUUGGAAACAAAACUACAACGGUAGACAUAAUAAUAUUCUGUUCUUCUUUUAGCAAAACUGAAAAGAAAAUGAACAAUUUGACUUUCUUUCCCCAACGUUCUGUCAACUGAAAUAAAAUGAGUAUCAAUGCA